GCUUGUGGUCUCGAAUCCGCAACACGGAACAUCGACGUCACUCAAUAUUCUCAUUUUAACGUCUCUCGAAGUCGAGGGAAUUUGGAGAGGGUAUACUUGAUGCUCUUCCCGCGCUCAGCACCAGUCCCGCGCCUUCGGAUUGCGUGUAUCGGCUGUUCUCUUCGUUCGUCCCUUCCCAUCACCGUUGGGCGGCUUGGCCGACGCAAUGCGACCACUGCCUUGAUCUUGCGCCAUUUCGGCAGGAAUUGCGGGCCUAGUCCAUUGGGGAUCCGGCCCCAUCCACGGAAGAUCCAGCUUGUCCAUGUCUGUGGAAAGAAGACUCGGACCGUCGUCAAGUUGGAUGAGCUGCCCCAAGGCAUUGUCGCACCAUCCCAGCCGCUGCCUCCCGAAGAAGAUGAACCCACGUACCCGACUGUGGUGCUCCAGGCACGCCGAAACAUGCGGAAGUUUGACAACUGCGUGCUGCUCACACGAGUCGGCGGCUUUUACGAGCUGUACUUUGACCAAGCCGACGAGUAUGGACCGCUCCUCAACCUCAAGGUAGCGCAGAAGAAGACGAGUGCCGGCCCCGUCCCAAUGGCCGGCUUUCCCUUUUUCCAGCUGGACCGCUUCCUCAAGAUCCUGGUGCAAGACCUCAACCGCCAUGUAGCUAUCGCCGAGGAGUUCCCCAACGACCCCUCAGAUAAAGUCAAGUGGGGUGGCUUGAUGCAUAACCGCCGAGUGACCCGCAUCGUCACGCCAGGCACCCUGAUCGACGAGAACUUCAUGGAUCCCUAUGCCAGUAACUACGUGAUGGCGAUCCACCUGCCUGGGCCGGCGCCAUCGGAUCAUGUGAGCUGCCAAGAGCAACAUGAUGCCCCAGAGACAUCAGAGUUCGCCAAUGAUGCUGUGGCCCGCAUUGGUUUGGCAUGGUUGGAUCUGUCGACAGGUUGUUUCUUCACCCAGCCAACGACUCUGGCAUCGCUUGGCUCCGUCCUCUCUCGGGUGUCUCCUCGGGAGAUUGUCCUUGACAAGGCACUAGAGUUCAAUCGGGACCAUCUCCCCCUGUCCGUUCUUCAGGAGGAAAGGCAUCUCGUAACAUACUCGCCCCACGGUGAGCUUCGGGAGCUUUCCGACUGGGCGCCCAUGCUAGAGUCCGAGAUACCAACCCAAACUGUCGACAAGUUUACAGACGGGGAAGUACAAGCGGGCUGUCUGCUGCUUCACUACGUCAGGGACAGGCUGCAGGGGUUGAGUAUGAAGUUACAGCCGCCGCUCCGUCAUGAGAGCAUGCAUAUCAUGAAUAUUGACAAGAAUAGCAUGCGCUCCCUGGAGAUCAAGCAGACCAUCCGAGACGGUGCUUUCAGGGGAAGCUUGCUGCAUGCAAUUCGACGAACCGUGACCAAAAGUGGCGCCAGACUGCUCAAUGAAUGGCUUAGUAGGUUAAGCGCCCCUUCCACCUCUCUCGAGGUUAUCAACUUCCGCCAGGACCUAGUCGCGCACUUCAUCGAGGACGAGGACCUUCGUGAUACCAUUGUUGUCCUUUUACGCAGGAGCCAUGACUCGCAGCGUCUCGUCCAGAAGUUCGCGCUUAACCGCGGUGAUCCUGAUGAUCUCCUGCGGUUGGCCAACACGAUCAAGGCAACAGAGGAUAUCGUCAUCCUCCUCAACACAUCCGUCUCGUCCCGCCCUGACAAGGGCACUGCGAAGAACUGUCUCUCCAUCAUGGUGGACCGCAUCAGCCUCGACCACCUCCUUAUGCUCGCGCAGAGCAUCCGCGACGCCAUCGACGAAGAAGGCCUUGUGCAGCAGCACCAGAUCGAAGACAGCGAGGCAGGCGAGAUGAUAGCGCUCGCCCAAGAGAUCGUCAAAGCCGAGGGCACCGAGGAAGACAGCACGCUCCUCCCCAAGGGCGCGGCGGCAAAGAUCAACAAGAAGAAACCCGUCUCGAUCCGCGACCAUUACGGUGAAGACAACGAAGUCUGGAUCAUGAAACCAGGCGCCUCUGAUAUUCUCGCCCGCCUCCACGCCGACCUCGCCACCCUUCGACAAGAGAAAGAAGCCCUCACCGAGACCCUCCGGACCCGCCUCAACGCGCCAUCCCUCACCCUCCGCUGGACACCAGGCCUCGGCCACAUCUGCCACGUCAAGGGCAAAGACGCGCGGCGCACCCCGACAGACGAAAGCGACCCUAUCCGCACCCUCUCCUCCAGCCGCACAACCCGCUCCUUCCACCAGCCCGAAUGGACCCGCCUCGGCGAGGCGCUCGACAAGCUGCGCUUCCAGAUCCGCGCCGAAGAACAGCGCGUCUUCGCAUCACUCCGCGAAAGAGUCGUCCACAACCUCGUCAAGCUGCGGCGCAACGCCCUGGUCCUCGACGAGCUCGACAUCGCCACCUCGUUCGCGCGGCUCGCCACCGAGCAGCGACUCGUCCGCCCCAUCCUAACCAACACCCAACGAACCAUCAUCAUCGGCGGGCGCCAUCCGACAGUCGAAGGCGGUCUGGCCGAACAAGGACGCACUUUCCAGCGCAACCACUGCCUGAUCGGCGACGGCACUCCAUCUGGUGUAGGACUACAACAACAGCAGCAACAACAAGGCCACGGCAGGAUUUGGCUAAUAACAGGCCCCAACAUGGCCGGCAAAUCGACCUUCCUCCGGCAAAACGCGCUCAUCACCAUCCUCGCCCACAUCGGGUGCUACGUGCCUGCCGACUAUGCAUCGCUGGGCAUCGUCGACGCCAUCUUCAGCCGGGUCGGAUCCGCCGACAAUCUGUACCAGGACCAGAGCACCUUCAUGGUAGAGAUGCUCGAGACGGCGGCCAUCCUGCGGCAAGCGACCCCUCGCUCUUUCGUCAUCAUGGACGAAGUCGGCAGAGGGACGACGCCCGAGGACGGCACGGCGGUGGCUUUCGCGGCGCUACACCACUUGGCGAGCGUAAACAAGUGCCGGGCGCUGUUCGCGACGCACUUCCACGGCAUCGCAGAUCUGGUGACAAAGCAAUGCAUGAGGGUGGAGGACGGCGGUCCCGAUGGGACCAUCGACAUGUACUGCACGGAUGUGGAGGAGGACGAGCAGGGCGGGUUUGUCUACGUUCACAAGCUGCGCAAGGGGGUCAACAGGCAGAGUCACGCGCUCAAGGUCGCGCGGUUGGCUGGACUGCCAGAGCGGGCGAUACGGGUCGCCCAGCAGGUGCUGCAGGAUUCAGGGGUCGACAUAUCACCGCGAGGAAUAGCUGAGCCGGCAGAGACUUCGGCCGCAAUUGUAGAAUAGGUCUGGAGAGAUGUAUCCGUGUGUCACUGUAAGUUUGGUCAGCCUUGAUACCCCAUGUACGGUACGUGACGUAUCAAAAAGGAGAGGAGGACUUGUGUCUCAUAGGGUGGUGAUGGGUUUGUCAUCAAAAGUGUUCAGGGUUAAAAAGCUCUUUGAUUCAUUUGUAUAAUCAUCG
Parathielavia appendiculata is the source of this 3427-nucleotide messenger RNA. RefSeq lists its product as uncharacterized. The coding region runs from base 100 to 3252 and encodes 1050 amino acids. Gene Ontology annotation, molecular function: mismatched DNA binding; ATP binding; ATP-dependent DNA damage sensor activity. Gene Ontology annotation, cellular component: nucleus; mitochondrion. The record is from RefSeq and is a predicted model, not a curated record. The transcript is spliced from 3 exons. Gene Ontology annotation, biological process: mitochondrial DNA repair; mismatch repair. Lineage: Eukaryota; Fungi; Ascomycota; Sordariomycetes; Sordariales; Chaetomiaceae.